AUGGCGUCUAUUGCCGACGAAAACUGUCAUGAUGAUCCAAACUUCGCUGUGAUCUGCUCCUUCGUUUUGAAUUUUGGUGAAUUAUGCGGCGUAAACGUCACAAUAUCGGAGCUGCAGUCCAUGCUGGAGGACACAAAAAACGUAAGCGACGCUCUCAUCGAACUUCACGUUGUGCUGUUGCGUAAAGCAAACAAGCGUGUCACCCGUGACCGUUGGGAGAAGUGUCUCAUCAAGUUUUGUCAUGAAGGCAGUAACGUGGAAGGCUGGGAGUUGGAACGCUUUGGCUAUCGCAAGGCCAAGCUGGCCACCAAGCUAUCACUUCUCAAGCGACUGCUGGAGGCCCAGUUUGAUGGCAACGCCCGUUUGAAAGGAAACGUAAACGGGCGCGAGGCCAGCGCCCUGCGUUUGGGGCCCCUCGGGAAGGACAUUCGUGGGAACAAUUACUGGCUGCAGAGGGACCAGCAGCUGAACCUCCGCCUCUACAGAGAACAUCCGGACGACGAACGCUCCUGGCAGCUGAUUUCGCGAACAAGAGAUGAGCUGGCCAGCCUAUUGUCAGACUUGGAGGCUACAGACGGGAUUGUCAAGAAGGAAGAGAGCACCUCAUUGGACAGCGAAACUGGAGAGAGUAACCUAACAGAAGCAGAGAAGCCCGACAGGAAGGACCUGAAGCCUCCAUUGACGGACACCGGCCAGCAUCCUCCGCUCGAAGAGACGCUGGAUGCCCGUUUUCCCACCCCUGGAAUCAAGCGGGAGGCCCUAGAGCAAGAUGCAAUCAAGAAGGAACCUACAGACGAACUUCCCUUGUCUUUGAAGAAGGAACAACACUCGCCACUGCAGCCACUGCAUGACUGUGCAAAGGCAGAAGAGUUAGAAAAGCAGGGAAAGCAAAAUGGAGAAACCACAACGAGCGGCAUCAAAAGCGUUGAGGAAGAAACGACAGAGAAGGAAAGCGGUGCUUCCGCGAAAACUGAUAUUCCUGCUCCAUCUUGCAGGCGAUCGUUGUUCCAAGAAGAGCAGUCUUCGGCACUAGACUUGACCUCAUCUAAAGGGACCAAGAGGGACCUGGAAGAACAUGUUGUUGAAGGCAGAGCAAAGAAACUCGAAGUGGAGAGCCCCGCGAAGUACGCCGUUGCGGAGGCCGCAGAAGCCAACAAAAAGGUCGCGGACGUGUCAAGACUCGGUGGCGAUGUACGCGCAAACGGGCUCGACGUUGAAGUCGAACGCUCUCCGAAGGACAAGGUGCAAGGACGGGAAAAGCGCGGAAGUGUGGACGACGGUUGUCACGGAAGUAACGGCAUGGACGGUGAAGCUGGACAAUCAUCAUCGUCAAAAGUACGAGGCGUUGAUGAGGGAACAGACAGCAACGCCCCGUCCGUCUCUGUACAAAAUAAUGUAGAAACUGGCGCUGUGUCUAUUGCAAGGAAAGAGAAAGACGAAGGCGCGGAGGAUGCCAAAACUAAAACAUCUGAAACUUCUGAAAAGGAGGGCAGCACGGUUAAUGUAGAAACCGAGGUUCCAGUAGCGGUGGAGGGUGAUAGCGUAACUGUGAAAUCAAAGGAGCUGAAUCGGGACUCGAGUGUGCUAAGUGAGAAAAGCAAUAGGAAGCAAGAUUCAAAUUGUGAUAAUUUAACCGUCGAGAGCAAGUCAGCAGAGCAGUGUAAACGGGGUAGCGAGGACGUUGAAAGAAUAGAAGGGGAUGACUCGGAAGCAAAAAAGGACGACAGCGCGGAGGAGCCUGUGCAGGAAGGGAAAGACAGGAGGGGCAACGCCACGUUGGAGAAAGCAGGCGCUGAGAAGCGUGUGACAGAAAAAUCUGAAAGAAAAGCAAUAAAAGAAUGCCCAGUCGCGGAGGGGGCGCAAGCAAAAGUGGAUGAGGUGGAAGCUACGGAAAUUGCCGAGCCGGAGGCGGAAUCAAAGUCGUCGAAAAGUACUCAGCGGAGUAGCAAGAGUGGUGCGAAACGUGUCGAGGGCGAGAAGCUUUCUCAAGAUGUCCGUGAGGAAAGUAGGAGCAUAGAAAAGAAUGCCGAUAAGGAGGACAAAAUUGCUGCAAAGCAGCAAGCUGCGAAAUGUGCCGCGGAAGAACAAAAUUCAGUUACGGUUGAAGCUUCAAGGAGCACAGAAGGUGCUGGUGUAUUGGCAGACGACAAAGGACAGAAGGAUUCAAGUCAAACGUUAGUAGACUCUGAAAAGGGUGCGGGUUUAGACAUAGCAAAGAAAUUGACAGAAAGUGACGAAGUGAAAAAGGGGAAAGGCGUGAAAAGCCCAAGAAGCCAAAAGGAAAGAAUGAGGAAAGGCACAGCGGAGACGGAAAGAUCCCCAACUGAGAGACCUAGGAGAAGUAGUCGGGAGGUGGACAGGGACCAAGAGGAGAAGCGCACCAAAGAAAACGAAGAAAAACUCAAGCGAGAGAGAGCUCCCAAAACCGUAGAAAAAACCGACAAAAUACAACACGACAAAGACGACUCAUCAACUAGCGAGAAGGAAGAAUCCGCAGACGCGGAGGGAAAAAAAGGCGGUUCGGAAAGACUCGGUCGAGAAGCGGACGUCGAAAUGGAGCCUGGAACGGUGGAGGCCGAGAGGGAGACACCCAUGACAAGAGGCCGUGGCUCGUGGCGGAGGGGACGAAGAGGAGGUGCCGCACGCGGAAGAGGGCGCGGACGUGGAAGGGGUCGACCGCGGAAGGACACGACUCCUGAGGUAGAAGCACCUUCCACACCUCCAGAGGACUGUAUUGGGAGAAGACGGAGCUGCCGAAUUCAGAGCGAGCAGCAGAAGAAGAUGGCAGAGAUAGCGCAACGUAUGGCAAUAGAAGAAGCACUCCUGCCCGAAGAGAAGCCCACAAGGGGGAGCAGAGGUGGCAGAGGAAACAGGAGGGGAACUAGGCCAACCAAUACGAACAAGAAACGUGGUGGGAGGCAAGCAGACAGAGACUAUGUCCCAACAGUGAAACCAAAAACCAAGACCCACUCUCACAAAGGGAGCGCCACCAUAGCUGCCGAGAAACGGCGUAAGGAAGAGGAGCUGCUGAGACAGCAGCAGAAGAAGAGCAAGAAAAAGCGCCGAAGGGGGGCAGGGGGAGGUUCCAAUGGAACCCCCCGGCGGAGGCCCUGGGAGGCUGAAUCAUCAGAGUCAACAGAGGAGGAGGAGGAACUUGAGGAUGAAGAAGAGGAGGAUCCAGAUGAAGCUGGCCACCUACUUGUUCUCCCCGAGGCAAACCCCGAAGACGAAUUCGCUUGCGAGGAAGAAGACCCCAACGCCGAGGUCAUUGUGAUACGACGAGCGCGGACAGUUCGAAGAGUUAAAACGGAAGUAUCGAAAGAAGACGGAAACAGUGGAUCAGACAGUGAAACUACCCACGACGAGAAACCAUGCAGCAAGUGUGGCAAGGGUGACCAUCCUGAAUGGAUCUUGUUGUGCGACUCUUGUGAUGCUGGAUAUCACACGUCAUGCCUCAAACCUGCCCUCAUGAUCAUUCCCGAUGGAGACUGGUACUGCCCACCUUGUGAACAUAGGAUGCUUUGCGAAAAAUUGCUCGAAGAGAUCAAACUUUACGACCAGCUUUCAAAGAAGAAAGAGAGGGAAGAAUUGAGGAAGCAGAGGUUGGCGUACGUUGGAAUCAGUCUCGAUAAUGUUCUGAAGCCGGAGAAAAAAGAAGAAUCUGAAGAAGGUGAGGAAGAGGACGAGGAAGAGGAUGGAGAAGAGGACGAGGAAGAAGAGGAGAAGGAGAAGAAGGCGUUUGCAAAACGCUCUGCGCGGAAGCGUAAAGUGAUCAACUAUCGCUUCCAAGAGUAUGAUGAAAUGAUCUUCCAGGCUGUGGAGCCAGAGAUCAGGGCCGCACAGUCUGCCAAAGUGGUAAGCAUAGGCGGGAAAGACUUGUCUGGCCUGAGCCAUGGAGUAGAAGAAGAUGAGGAAAAGCCUGCCGCUGAAGAUAAAGAAGCAGAGGAGGAGUCGGAGGAUGAAGAGGAAAAGGCUAGGAUGCAGCGGUUACAGCCCAAACGGAAAAAGCGGCCGCGGAAACUUACGAGCCUCGACUUCUCCUCAGAAGACGACGCUGAUGACACGGACGAGUACCAGGGCUCCAGUGCCGCGAGUGGGUCGGAACCGUGCAGUGAAGGAGCACCCACGUCCGGUUCGGAGUGGGGUGGAAGCAGGAGGAGGAGACGACGGGACCUGGAUGAUUUCGUUGUAGACAACAGUGAUGAGGACGAUGAAUCUGCGUACACAACAAGGCGUGCUGCGGCCAAGAAGAAGGUCAAUUACAGAGAAGUAUCUUCAGAUGAGGGACCGAGAAAAAGAAAAUCAAACAUACGAAGACGAAGACCAAAAUCUGAAGAUUCAGAUGAAAGUGACACAGACUGGAGAGGGAAGAAGAAGAAAACAAAAAAGCGACGAAGCUGGAGAAAGAGCUCAAGUUCCGAGGAAGAAGCCGAAUUCACCGCAGAGAGCUCGGAUGAAAGUAGGCGAGGUGGGCGAAAAAACAAGAAACGUGUCCCUUCUAGUUCGGAAGAAGAAGAAGAAGAAGAAGAGGAGGAGGAUGAGAAGCCAAAGAAGGCACCAGCCCGGACCUCAGCAGCGACGGCCAAAAAGCCUGUCAAAAAAGACUCUGAAGAAGAGAGUGAAGAGGAAGAGUCUGAUGAUGAUGAUGAAGAAGAAGAAGGGAGCAGUGAAGAAUCAUCCAGUAGUGCACAAAGUAUAAAAUUUGGGAAGAACAGACAGGUGAUUCGUUCUGAUGAAGAGGAGGAGCACGAGAAGCCUGAAAAGAAAGAACCAACCAAAGUUGAAACGGCUCCGCCUCAGCAAUCUCUUCCACCAAGCGAACCAGCACCCCAAGCCACGUCUGAGCCCCCAGCUCCGAGCGCGACCGCGCAGGUAGCUUCAGUCCCAUCGUCAGUAAUAGCCGCGGCCCCAGCUGUACCCCCAUCCGCAGUUGAGGAGAAGCGGCCUGAGCCAGUAAAGCGGUACGUUCCGCCACAGCCGCCUAAACAGAAGAGGUUACCCCCUCCAGAACCACCCUCGGACGAGGACGUCCCCAUGGACGACGAGCCUCCGCUCGAGGAAGAAUCCCUUCCUGAACCGUCUCCCCCGUCUGAGCCCCCUCGCAACCUACCAGAAAAUAAAAGCUUCACUGACCGCGGCUUUCCCGACGACGAUGUGCCUGACAAGGGAUUCCCCGAUGAUGGCCCGAGCGAGCGCGGCUUUGCUCCAGACCCUUACAGCGACUGCGCUCCCCUCGAAGGCACCUGGAGUCAACCCCUUGCACCAGCACCCGUCGAACCUGUCAUGACUUCCUCAGCACCGAGUCCCCCUCCUCAGCUGACGAGCCUAGAUGCCACACCUCGCAUGCCCCAUCAUCCCCCUCCCCACUGGGGCCCACCGCGAGGGUUUGCCUGCCCCCCACAUCCCAGGCCACCUCCAGGGAUGAUGCCGCCUUCAAGGUACAUGCCGUACCCUCCGGGUGGGGGCUGGUACGGUGGGCCCCCUCAUCCUCAGCAGGGUCCUCCUCCGCCGCAUCACGAAGGCCAAUAUGGGCACUACGGUCCCCCGCCGCCGCAUUGGAGCGGUCCACCUCCUGCCGACGGCGGAUUCAGUAUCAGCAACCUAUUGCGACCGCGGGCGCAUCCGGCAGAGGGCGGGGAGGAAGAUGAACUCAAGAGUGUGACAGAUAUUUUUUCCUACAUUUCGCAGGAAUGAAGGUGUGCAUGGGAAAGAAAGUGCAUCAGUGGAGACUCGGGAUAGGGAUAUUAGGGAAGGAAAGGUUUUAUUAUGAAAAGAAACUGUCGGGGACGGGGGUCAUGGAAUGGCAGGCUUCAGGGGCUUGCCAAGAAGGGCAUGUCUUGUAGAAGAUUAUGUGGCCGGGAGCAUGUUCCAGGGAAGAAUCGGGGACAUGCCGGGAAGCAACAGAUUGACUGGGUGGUGGGGGCUUUGGACACAGACCAGAAGGGGUCAGGCUACAUUUUUCUUAUUGGCAGCUAUUGAUCGUCAGAAAGAGAAACGAGCCUGUUGCCAAGAGCCGAGUUGCAUUUUAUUUUGUACGAAUUUUAGUGUAAUUUUAUUUGUACAGAAAGCAUGUGAAUUCCUGCAUGCUGCAGCACAAAGCUGAUUACUCCAGUGUGCUAGCACAUUCAGGGAAUCUAUUGAGCAUUGCAUCAUCCUCAUAGGUACCUACUUUUGUAUUCUCAUCAACAUUCUGAAGUGUUACCCUUUUCCUUGAUUAGUGGGUUGCAAGGUAGAACUGUACUUUUGUCGCUCUACUAUCUGUUAUAUCAGUAAUUCAGCUGUCUGUUGUAUGCUGAGUGUUAAAAUUUUAUUCGAGGUCGGACAGCAAUAACAGAAAAAUGUUGAUUUGCAUGUUACUUUUGCUUUUUAUGUAUGUCAUGUUCGAUGGAUGGUCUCCCAUGAUUGUGACCACGUGGCGAAAAUAUUGAUUUGGUUUUUCCUAAUUGAUGUCCUAUCACAGUUGGGUAUUCAGUUACCAGGGUCACAGCAUCUUAGUGCAAGUACCUCGAAACCCACGCGAGUGUUACGAUCGAACUUAACAUCAGAACUUAUCGUUUAAACCACAACAUAUGUAUUUAUGAAGCAUUCGUACUCUACUCCACACAGGGUCUUGUGUGACACAACAUUUACGUGUAUGUCUUGUGGCUUAUGUACAGCAGUUUAUGUGUUUCUUUUAACCUUGCAACUCUCUGGUGCAUUUAACUGACUUUGUACCAUUUGUAACCAUCCAAAAUGCAUACAGAGGUCCUGCAUGUCCUGGGGCAGGUUCAGUAUCGUCGGGGAGCUUACCCCCACUCCCACCCCCCCUCCUGUACAAAGGGGCACCUUCCAAAGCGUUGGUCCUGAAUCUGCCUCCGAUGGGCAACGUCUCACAUAACUUCCAGUCAUGUCUUCUUUCUUUUCUUUAUUCUUUUUAAUAUAAAAGUGAAAGCGGUGACAUAAUAAUAACAUCGGGGGCUACUCACGGGUGACUGUCUGUCAUUCUCAAAAUGUAGCGCUCUUACCUGAGUCUCCCCUGGAGCACACAGUUUCGGUGAAAGAGGCAUUUCUUGUAAAUAUGGCGGGACUGGCCUGCGUGCUGUACGGUUGUAUGUGUGUGUGUAAUUGCAUCUGGUGCUUUUAUUAAAAAAAUCCAAGAACUA
Ornithodoros turicata is the source of this 7142-nucleotide messenger RNA. RefSeq names its product remodeling and spacing factor 1-like. Gene Ontology annotation, biological process: regulation of DNA-templated transcription. Gene Ontology annotation, cellular component: RSF complex. The coding region runs from base 1 to 5694 and encodes 1897 amino acids. The record is from RefSeq and is a predicted model, not a curated record. NCBI's taxonomy places the organism in Eukaryota, Metazoa, Arthropoda, Arachnida, Ixodida, Argasidae. The transcript is spliced from 18 exons.